Paramacrobiotus metropolitanus is the source of this 1463-nucleotide messenger RNA. RefSeq lists its product as uncharacterized. The coding region runs from base 621 to 1463 and encodes 280 amino acids. Lineage: Eukaryota; Metazoa; Tardigrada; Eutardigrada; Parachela; Macrobiotidae. Gene Ontology annotation, molecular function: GTPase activity; GTP binding. The transcript is spliced from 9 exons. The record is from RefSeq and is a predicted model, not a curated record.
UCGCAGUCGGAAAGUCUUCUGGUAGCGUCCUACGGAGAAGACGUUCUGUAGAUAUUGUAUCUCGCCUGGUAAUAUUUGGUUUAAUUUUCAUCCUGAAUUUGGUAGAUUAACAGCAGUUUAACGGUACCAAUACGUUGAGCAAAAAAUGGCUAGCUUUCUUAUGCCGCUUGCUGUGAAAGACGAUGAUGAGUUGACGUUGAGCGAAGUUAGUGGGUUUGUUGAACGUCUCAAAAGAGACGACAUUAGGGGCAUCAAUCUCUGUCUGGUCGGCGUUGUGGGAAAGUUUCGCGAGGGAAAGUCGACCCUUUUGAAUAUCAUGGACCGUUACCUUACCCAGCGUGCAGCCGGUAAUAUUUCACCAGAUCCGACAGAAUAUGCUUUUGAAACCGCUGGAUCCAGGGAUAAGUUCGUCACUUCCAAGGAAACCGAUGGGUGCACGCAGGGGAUAUGGAUUACCCGCAAUCCCUACAUCAUACAGGAUAAUAAUGGUCGAAAAUUUGCCGUCUUUCUGUUGGAUACACAGGGUCUAUUCGAUUUCGAGAACAGUACGGCGCUGGAUUCGGCGUUGUUCCUGCUGACGAGUAUGUUUAGUUCGUUUACGGCCAGUACUCGUUAACAUUAUGCGCAUACUGGGGAAGGACCAGCUGGACAUGUUAGCUGAGUUCUCCAAACUGGCACAGAAGAUUCGCAGCAAUAUCUACAGCGAAAAUGCCCAUAUCUUUCAAGACCUGGUUAUUCUUGUGCGUGACGCCCUCGUGGGGAAAAUGUCUCCGGGCUGGGAGUCCGGAGCUGCUUACCUCAAUAAAAGUCUAAACACGUCAAAGAAUGCCGACAUUAUGAAAGAAAUUACCAAAGCGUAUCAACACCUUCGCUGUUUCCUCCUGCCUCGCAUUGCCAAUAAUCCUGAUGAUCAAGGUUUCAGCAUGACGGAAGAGCAUAUACUGCCAGACUUUCUUAAAUACGCGAAUGUAUUUCUCAGCGAAAUGUUCGGUGGAGGAAUGCUACGGCCGUUCAAGCACAAGAACACAGUUUACAACUGCGGAGCUUUUGCCGGUUUCGUUGAGCACAUCACGGAAUUGUUCGUUGGAGGCAAAAUUCCCCAAGCAGAAAACAUGUUGGAGGCCAUGGUUCGCUUUGAACUGCAAGUAGCCGUGGACAUCGCUUUCAAAUACUACCGAUCGAAAAUGAGUGCAGUCACCAGCCAAGCUGUGGAUCCGGAAGAACUGAAAAGGAUGCACGCUCUCUAUAAGGAAAACUGCAAACUGAUUCCCCAAUCCGAAGUGGCUAUUCUGGCUCGCGAGCCGGUCAAGGCCAAGCCAUAUUUACAGAAACUGGACGCCAGCAUUGAUGAGGAGUUCACCGGGAUCGCCGCGGCGAAUGCCAAGCGCACGCACCAGGAAGCGGAACAUCGUCGCGAACUGGACAAGCGGCAGAAAGCGGUGGAGCAGGCGCGCGAAGAGUGA